Molecule: messenger RNA, 11137 nt
Organism: Aedes aegypti (yellow fever mosquito)
Lineage: Eukaryota; Metazoa; Arthropoda; Insecta; Diptera; Culicidae
Gene: shn
Exons: 8
Coding region: 1734-9227 (2497 amino acids)
Biological process (GO): regulation of transcription by RNA polymerase II
Cellular component (GO): nucleus
Molecular function (GO): DNA-binding transcription factor activity, RNA polymerase II-specific; zinc ion binding; RNA polymerase II cis-regulatory region sequence-specific DNA binding
Source: RefSeq, a predicted model, not a curated record
UUGCCAUUCGAAGAGAGCGGUUCGGAUUUUUUGCAGCGCACGACAGGUCCAUAGUAUUUUCCUUUUCCUGUGUGUAUUCACAACCACAACAGUCAUCAAUUUAUUAUUAUCAUCAUUAUUAUCGUUCGGACGGUUGUUGAUGUUUUUUUUACGCUCAUUCAAUCAUCAUCAGCAUCAGCAGUAGUAGUAGUAGUAGCAGUAGCGGCAAAGGCAGCAGCAGCAAUAGCAACAGUCCGCGCGGUCCAGUCGCCAGUCAGCUAAUAGCACUUUGCUCUUGUUGCAUACACCGCACUGGACAUGGCGACGAGGCACUUGUCUUCGCUUGAAGCUUGAGUAUAGUUUUGAUUGCGCGGCAAAGCGCAUUUGAUAUCAACGCGUGAGAGAGACGGAAACAUCAGGAGGGAAUUCCGUGAGUGUCGUCCUUUGCUGCUUUGCGUAUUUUCUUCCGUCGUCGACUGGUGCUUGCGUGCGUGUCCUCUUGGAUUUUUUUUUUGAGUUGUCGCUUCCUCUUUGUGUGAUUCCGGUGGCGGCGGGUGGUGGACAAUAGGCAGGGAGUGUGAGACACUCCUCCAGGAAGGACCAAAAGCAGGAAAAAGUUGAUUACAAGAGACAAAGAACACUGAGUGCGUUCGAGAAGGGUAUGGGGAUGUGCUGCUCAUGCAAAUGGGAGCGAGGAAUUUCUGCUCAGGCGUGAAAAUCCAAAUUUAUAUGAAGUGGAAAAACAAGUGAGUGAACGGCGGGAGAUAGAGUAGGUGGCGGAAUGUGCAGCAGAAGCAGGAGCGUUUAGCCAAAGCAAUCGCAGCCGUCGCCGUCUUGGUCGUCAUCGAGACAUUGCCGUCAGAGUCACCCAGCGUGGUGCGGUUUUGGGGGAGCACAGCAGAGCGCGCCAACCAAAGGUGGUGGAGAAUGGUGACCGUCUGCUGCCGCCUUGUUGUAAGUGUGCUCGCCGCACCGUAAACGGUGUGUGUAUGUGUGCCGUGUGGCGACGGGGGCUUUCGAAAGCUACAGCCAACGUCGCCGCCGCCGCAGCCGCAGCCGAAGUCGUCAUCGUCAUCAGCAGAAGCAGCAACAAGAGCUCUGGGGCUGUGCUGUAAUUCAAAACCUGUGCAAAAAGGCUCGGCUCUCGGUAUAAGCGAGGGAAGGACGGCAGUGGAGCCGGAGAGUGUACGUGGUGGAUUUUCUUUUCGUUUGCUCUUUCCUGGUGCUUCCAACAUCAACAGAGACACGGUUCGUCAUAAGCUGAAUUCGAUGUAGUGCUUGCACGCGCGCGUAUGCUUCGAAGGCACUCGCAGGGGAAGGUGGUUUGGGGCCACACACUUGUUUACUAGAGGUUGCUGCCAAUGAACGCCUGGCGUAGCCCGCACGGUAGCCAAGAGAGUGCUCAGCCGAAAAGAAGAACCGCAAGAAUGUUCCAUAUGCUGCGGGGUUGGCUGAAAAGUAAUCAUUGGGCACAUAGCUCGUUGUAGACUGCGAGGGGGGGGUUGAGAAGGCUCCAUAUGUGCCGAUAAAGCAGAAGGUGCAAAGGCAAAACAGAUAAAAGAAAAUAGUGAAGCGAUUGGGCAGAGAUUACUGCAAAUUGCGCAGCUUUGCCGGCGAACCGGAAGAAGAAACAUAUCGUUUUGUGAGAGUGUGAUUAGCGGUGUAUCGGUAGAUCUGCGAGAUUGAUCCGAAGAAGGGGCGCGGACGAUCAACGGAUGCUGCAGCGGACGUGAGUGCUUUGGAAUCCUUACACGAUGGCACGCAAGAGGGGAACUACCAGAACAAAGCCCAAUGGCAGGAAGUCGGCAUCAGAAGCAAAACAAACGGAUAAGAAAGAUGUCAAAGUUAAAGAUGAUCCGGGUGGAGGACUUCCGCCCGCUAUGGAAAAAUCGAACAGCUGUAGCGAAGGCAAUACUACGUCAGUGAGUCAACAAAAUCCAAAUUUGGCGGCGGAAAAUAGCGGACCGCAUCAUCAUCAUCAACCACACCACCAUCAGCAGCAACACACCUCAUCGCAAUCCUCUGCCGCCAGCAGUGCGAUAUCCCCCGAUCUUAAGUACCUGCAUAAGAAGUUUAAGAGAAUUGCCAGUGCCACUUUAAGCACUGUCGAUGACAGUGGCAGUGAAUCGAAAAAGCACGUUACAUCAGAAGCGCUCAGUCGUAGUACUACGAUUAAUACGACUACGGCGACGCCAACUACGAUAGCAAGUGCAACCGUCGAUUCAGGCCCCGUCGUCACCUACCCCGUCGCGUAUUUGCCAAACUCAAAACCUACCGCGGUGGUGAACUCUGCCGUCGAACCUUCUGUUCAGCAGCAACCAUGUGCCAACAAUAGUAACAACGAACCGAAGGUAGGUGAUAUCGUCAACGUGUAUGAAGCCACUGCGGCACGUUUUCGACCAAUAGUAGAAUACUCGCGGACUGUGAUCGAUCGGGAUAGAUAUCAAAGUCAACUGCAAUUAAUCUUCCCGAGUAGUACCGACCGGGUACAACAGCGGCCACAGCUUCAACAGCAGAGUAACGGUGCUUCCUUGAAUUGCGUCAACCACGUUAGUGGCGGUAGCAGUACUAGUUCUAUUAUCAGCAACAACCAUAUUCCUGUGAAACUAGAAGUGAGUGCUGACGAUACGACGAAAACCUUCUAUCCCAGUGUAAAUAAUAACAGUGCUAUCAAUACAAGUUGUGAUCUAAACGAGAAGAAUCAGUGUAGUACUACCACGGUGGACGUCGGUAACGGUGGCAGUAGUCGAAGUAGUAGUAGUGGCAGUGCGUUAUCAGCGCACGAGUUGGCAAUUCAGGCCGAUCAGAAAUACGUAGUCGUCCUGCAGCAGCCGCAACCUUCGCCACUGUACGACGGUGUCAGCUCGUCGUCCGUCGUUGCUGCCCCGGUGGAAGCCGUCUCGUCGCCAGCGGUGACCACCACUGGCAGCGGUACCGUCCCCGGAAAGUACAUGUGCCCGUACUGCCGGCUGAACUGCAACAAACCAUCCGUGCUGGAGAAGCACAUCCGGCGGCACACGAACGAGCGGCCCUUCCGAUGCGAUCCCUGUGGGAUGGCAUUCAAGACCAAGAGUAACCUGUACAAACAUUGUCGAUCUCGAGCACACCGGUCAAAAUUCCCGGACAAGGAUAUUGGACCUACUGUUGACGAAGACGGUUCCCUGGGAUCUGAUAUCGAGGACAAAGAACUGAGCAAUAGCGGAUCAGAUAUCAUCAACCGAGGAUCUCCGAUGAUGGACGACCGCGUGCAUUCGCCACAGCUCCUGGUGGAGAAACCCUACAAACCCAAGUUUCACAAUGCUGCCCUGUACGCUAAAUUCGACGGUAACAAACUGGGAACGUCGGGCAAAACGGUUCCUACCACGCUUGUCGUGAAUAGCAGCCAGCAGCACUACAUUAGCAGCCUUGCUGGCGGCGGUAGUAAUUACAGUAGUAACAACACAUCGAUGGUUAGUCAUUCAGUUCCUUCAACGCCGCACUAUUUGAACGGUCAAAAUGUUGAAUCGCUCGAGCAACACAUUUCCAAGCUGAUAUCGGACAACGAAGCGAUCGUGGAAGUGGUGGAGUUGCCACUUCAGAAAAAGUACCACAAAAUAACUGGUAUCACGCGAGGCAUUUCGGUUAAUAACAGUACUAGCAGUAGUAGCAGUAGUUCAGCAGGUCUGGAUUCUCCAAGUUCAAAAUUGGCCAAUGCAUUGCUGCAGAAGAGAAACAGCGAGGAACUGCAACAACAGCAACUGCUGAUGCUUCAGCAACAGCAUCAGAUGCAGCAGCAACAACUACAAAUGCAACAGCAACAGCAGCAAGUUCAGCCGUACCCCCAAAAUGAACCUACCAAACCGAAGGCGAUGGUGGCGCAAAUUCCCUAUGUGCAGAACCAUCACCCUCCGGUGGGAACGAUGGAAGUGAUGCAUCAACCACCACCCCAACAGCAACAGCCCCAGAUGGUGGCACGUCCCAUGAGUGCCAAUGAACUGCAACCACAACUAGUGCAAUAUCAGCUACCGUUAAAUUUAAGUAAACCCGUUCCAAGCGAGCCACCACCUGGGCCUGCUGUUGAGGUUCAAGUAGUACCAGAACCCUCGCGUAAACGGCCACCGAGCGAGAGCCCGCGAUACAGUCGGGAACAAUCACCUGCUUCGUCUUCCUCUGUGCAAUACCAAGCGCCUCCAUCAACGUCUGCCGUCUACGGUCAGCAGCAAGUCGCCCCACCGAGUCAGCCAGCUCCUCCAGCUUCGCAAACGGUUCCUGUGAACGAUCAUCCUCAGAAUCCGGAACGUUCGAUUAUCAAAGACCUUCUGUUGAACUCGCGGGAAUUUGGUGUGGUGCAGAAUCCGGAGAACGAAAACAUCGAAAACCUGUUCACCUGCAAGUCCUGCAAUACCAGCUUUCGCGAUGCGGAAAUUCUCAAAUACCAUACCAUCUGUUUCUGCAAAGGCAACAGUAGUAGUUUGAAUAGUCCUGAUAGUGCCCCAAUGAGCCCGAUUGGCUCGCCAUCGUCGCACUAUAUGCGAUCGAAUCGAUUCAACCCGAACAGUUUGAAAAACCUCGCACGUGGCUUGUUGAUGCCUCCUUCGAGAAAUCCAGCAACUCUUUCGAAAUUGGCCAAAUCGCAACUGAGGCAGCCUCGAUCUAGGCCGGAAAACAUAUCGCUGGCACCGAAAGAAGGAAGCAGUAGUAGAUCAAGCAGUGUAACCAGUACCUCAACGAGCCAUACACCGGAAGUGCAGGUUACACCACCGGUCGUUGCGAAAAUCGUAGACACGGUACAAAACCCACUGCCUUCGCCAGGACCACUUCUAGGCAAUACUCGGCUGGUGGAUUUCCAGAGCAGUAAAAGUGAUACGUUCAGCAGUAAAAGCGCGCCAGAACAGAAUGUAAUUGUUUCUCAUGUGUCUAGUGAAGAUACGCCCUCGCGGAAAAGACACAUUGUUACGCAAGAUGCUGAGAUACGGCGGCCACAACAUCCUAGUUUGCAGUUAUACGGAGGAGAUUUGGAAGUGAUAGAACGCCAGGAGCAAAUGAUUCCGCAUAGGUAUUCGUCUGGAGGAACCGUUACGCAGUUUUCUCCAGAUGCAGACAGCGAAAUGAAUGAUUCUUCUAUGAGAGCCCGAUCCAGCAUGCAUUCGGGAGGAACGGUUGUUCAAGUGCCAAAAGCGAGUCGUGGUGCAUCUCCCAUUCCGAUGAAUCCCACCACGCCCAAGUUGGUAGUGACAAUCACUCCGACACUAACGCCAUCCCUGACGACGCCAAACUUUUUCCCUAACAGCCAACAUCAUACACCUUCCGAGAGACCCAACAGCAAUCCAAAUUCUUCCACUGUGCAAUCCAUCGGUCACUUUCAGUUCCCGCCAAUUAAUUCAAUUACGGCUUACAAUCCAUUGACGCUGCCGCAGGUGUCACCGGGUCAAGCAUCGCAAAUCAUGCAUGGCGGCAAAAUGAUACCAUACGUACAAGGAAUACCCGGCCCCAAUUCAAUGAUACCUUCGAAUGAAUCACAAAUGCGAGGUCGGCCUCGGUUGGCACCUAGCCCAAUUAGCAUCAAAACGCCGCCAAUUCCUCCAAUGGCAUCAAACUAUAAAAGUUUCGAUCCGGAGGAUGUUGUUCGGAAUAAGAAACCCGUUCUGGCUGUGCCACCGGUUAAGAAUGGCAUGUUCAAAGAAAUCUGGUCUCCGGCCAAGCAGGAAAUCAACGCAACCCCGAAGAAAAGCUUUAAUUUUACAAGGAUUGCUGACAACAUCAGCCCUCGUAAGAAAGAAACCAUUGAACCGGUGAAGAAGGAGGAGAUUAGAUACUUUAACUUCGAAAACUUUAUCUCGUCGGAUAUCAUAAUCAAACCGAACACUCCAACAGAAAGUGUGAAAUCUGAACCGAUCGAAACAAAACCGAUGGAUGUUCCACCACCUCCGCCGGUGGUACAGAAACCGAAGUUCUUGAGACCCAACUCACUGCCAUUGAAGCCUGGUACUUUUACACCGAAACGCCACCACGGUAUUACACCAACGCACAAUACGAUGCCGCUAAUAUCGCCGGAAACCCCACGGCCUUCCAAGUCCUGCCGAGAGUUGUAUUUCAAUGGUCACGCCUACACCAACAUCGGUCUCAAAUCGAGCACGAAGCCUUUCUACUGCACCGUUAACAAGACUCAGCCAUUCUACGUCCAGACCCAAAAGCAAUUGUCGAUGUACAGCAAUUGGCAGGUUCAUCCGGAGAAUGACCCGCACCCACUUGGAUUCAAACCGAUCCAGGUGAUGGCCUUGUACAACAGUAGCCAGCAGGGUGACCACAGCUACUCGAUCGCUACCAAACCUCUUACGUUGACGGUGGUCAAUUCGAGCACAGCAAACCAGCCCAUCUCGAGCGCAAUCGAGGUCAAGAGCAGUUUCCCUAGCUAUUCGAUCCCACAGGUCACUUCACCGGCGCCAAAGUCCGGUGGAUUCUAUCCGUAUCUUCCGGAAAAGAGUGCCGCCUCGAAUGAUAGUAUUCCGCCGAGAAGCGAUUCAACGGAACGGACUCUGUCCGGGGGAUUCGAAAGCACCGAGGAGUACACGUACGUGCGAGGUCGCGGCCGAGGAAAGUACGUUUGCAAAGAAUGUGGCAUCCGGUGCAAGAAACCGUCGAUGCUGAAGAAGCACAUACGUACUCACACGGAUGUUCGGCCUUACUCGUGUCAGCAUUGUAGUUUCCACUUCAAAACGAAGGGAAAUCUGACGAAACACAUGAAGUCGAAGAGUCACUUUAAAAAGUGUACCGAGCUGGGGCUUAAUCCCAUUCCGACCAGUGUGGACGACGACGGCGGGGAUAUCGACAUCGAAAACGACCAGCAGUCGAUUUCGAGCGAGCAGACGUCGACAAUCCCGUUCGAUUCGGAUAGCGAUCCGGACAGCGACGGAGACGAGAGCGAUGAUAGUGCCGAUUACAGUGAACCCAAGGGAGGUCGAUUACCGGAGCAUGAAGCAGCGCACAUGUUGCUCUCACUAUCGAUGACACCACCUACAGCAUCCCAGGCCACGAAGAGCUAUCCCAGCCCGGUGUCUUUCGGAAGCGCAAAUCAACCCAUCGAACGUGGUCGGCUUCCUUACGCACCGACAGUCUCUCCGGGUUUAUCAAUGUCACCGCAACAACAACCGCCAAUUCAACCACAACCUGCCCAAAAGCAUCUACUAAUGCAGACGCAACCGGAGUCCUCUAGUCAGCCCCAUCGUCGCAUCAUAACGUUCGGAAACACCCCCAAAAUGGAGUUCAAUCUUCUGAAACAUGAGCAGUACUACUCCGAUCCGAACAUCAACAAAAAGAAACGCGAGUAUAACCCUUCAGUCGAAGAGGACGAUGGAGCCAUGCCAAUAGACUUGACUAAGAAACCCAAGGAAUCGCCUCCGUUGCAUCAAGCUUCCUAUCCCAUGUACCACCAAUAUACUGACCAUCAAUCACCCAAUACAGUGCCAAAGCAACCCCUUUCCGACCACCCUCCAUCUAAUCUCAGAUCGCAAGUCAUUGUACGGGUAUCGGACGUGGUCACUCCCAUAACCGGCGCGGCCAAUCUCCUAACUACCCUCGUCUCCAACACGGACAAGAUUCCGUUGCCACUGAUCACAAAUGGCAGCAAGGAAUUGGCCGACGACAAUGUCUACUUCCAAGAGUACAUCAAACAACGUGCCCUUCUAGAUAGCAAGAUGAAACUGAGCCAGAUGAAGAGCAUCAACAACAAUCAGUAUGAAGCGCAAGAAAACCAUCCUCCAAUGGAAGCCCUGGUUGCGCAGAAAAAAACUCCUUUGACGAUAGCCAAGCCCGUCCCGUUGAAAGUCACCGACAAACCCUAUCGGAUAUUCAACGGAAAGAACGAAAUGCUGCCGAAGGCUGUAGUUGAACCGGCCAAUCGAAUCGAAAUACUGCCAAUCAUGAAUGACCCACCUCAAGAGCCGCCGGCACCGAAAGAAGCCGUUAGGGUAGACAGUACUGACGCCUGCGUAGAGCCUGUAAGUACCUCGCGUAUGGAGACCUUGGCAGAAGUUGCUGCCGUAAGUGUCAAGCUGGACGCUGGUGCAGAUUCGAUGCGGGCUCGAAGUAACAGCGUGAUCUCAAACGAAGCAUCGAAUACGCAACCUUCCACUUCAACACCUGCCGCUGCUUCCAGCAAGGAAAGCGCCAAGAGUGUUGCCUCCGAGUACCUGAAACUGACCAAGUCGGUCACGAUGCGCAAACGGGAAGAUAGCGAAAGCGGCACGGCUUCAGAUCAGGAGACAGUAGCCGAGAACAGCAUAAUUCCACCGUCUAUAGUGCCGUCAAUCGUUCCACCGGUUGUUGUAGUUCCUCCCGUGGCCAAUCCAGCAAGCGCGGAGCAUGGUGGAAUUGUUGCUCGAACGGUGAUUGUCGGCGAAGAUGGCUUUAGAAAAUCAGCCAGUAGUGAAUUCUCUUCUAUAAACCCGUUCCAAGAAGACGGGGGACGUCCGGUUUGUGAAGUGUGCCACAAAAAGUUCCACAAAAUAUCUCAACUGAAAAUCCACAUGAACAUUCACUACAUGGAGCGGAAGUUCCGAUGCGAACCGUGUGGAACCAGUUUCCGGUCGCAAGGUUUAUUCCAGAAGCACGAAAGAUCUGCCACCCAUCGGAACAAGGUUUCGAUGACGACCACUUUCGGGAUUGCGACGGAUUCGAAUCCACGGCCGUUCUACUGUAAGGACUGCGAAGUCGGCUUCCGGAUACAUGGACACUUGGCGAAGCACUUGCGCUCGAAAAUGCACGUACUCAAACUGGAAUGCCUGGGCAAGCUGCCUUUCGGAACGUACACCGAAAUCGAACGGUCCGGAACAAAUCUCACGGAGAUUGAUACCACGGAUUGUGAGAACUCCUUAUCCAGUUUGAAGCGAUUGGCGGUCCGAUUGAAUGUGAAGAUUUCGGGCAAUGUAAUUCCUGGCGGGGGAGGGUCCGAUGCUGCCCCGAGUGGCAAUGAAACCGAUAGCUGUGAUGACAAUCAGUACGAAAAUGACAACGAAUCGAAUGGCGAGGGGGACAAUCCGAACCACCGAGGAACCGAGGAGGAAGAGGACGAGAACGACGAUUGCGAAACCAACGAUCAGCAGGGAAACAAUAACUGCUUGAAACGAAGGUUGGACAGCGAAAGUGGCGGAGCGUUGAAUAGCGACGGUGAUAGCGAUCUGAAACGGCCUCGGUUUCAGGGGCCAUCGGUGGAGCAACAGCAGCAUGGAAGCCUGGUUGUGCCUGCAGGACCGGCAGCGGAAGGCACGUAGCGAAGGGGUUUAUUCGGAAUAAUCUAGAAACGUGUGAGUGCCAAUUUGGUGACAUCCGGGGAUAGUUCUGUUCGGGAGAGAUGGAGAUGUGUAAUUUGUUGAGAAAGGUUGAAAUUGAUUACACACUCUUCUACUCACCGACAGAACAAUCUCUCAACGGUUACAACAGUUACUGUAACCGUUGUAGAGCACCGAUUAAACAAGCGAUAAAACGAAACUAAACCAGACAACAAAGUGCCAACAAGUGGAAACGCGAAUAAAAAAAGCCGUUUCAUUUACUGAUCUUCUACACUGUAUAGGUUGUAGCGAAUGCUAUAGAUUAGCAACGGAAUUCAGUGCUAGGCGCAAACGUAUCCUAAAUAGUGAGAGUUAGCGGUAGACUUUUACCUAAUUUUUCUAAUUAGUCCGUUAUUUGUACAGAAGGAAUAAGAAUCUUUUUUUUUUGCCGCACGCGUUUUUAGUUCUAUAAGAGCCUAAUCUUUGACGAUGAUGAGCGCAUUAGUGAUAUUUUAGAUUCGUUUCAACAGCAAAUAGCUUUAAUUAUGGUUUUAGUUCUUACAUGGCUGGCUUGCGACAGCUCGCAUCUUUUUCUGUGGAUUAUGUGGCAAUUUAGAGAGCAAAGUGUUUUUUUUUCUAGUAUGAUAAGAGGAAGCAACCAACCGUAAUGUGAUCAUUUAUUUGUUAGUGAUGUGCAUGUAGAAUUUAUGAGACGUAAAUACUCGUGUGUGUGGAUGGUAGAAUCCAUUACAGUGGAGUGAAUAUGAUUCGCAAUAUUACACAUCAAUUAACUGAGAGUAUUGCUUUGUUAUUUUGCGUUAGGCUUGGCAGCCAUUUUCUGUUCGAUGAUAGAAUCAAAAGAAUUUAUGGAUAACGUUUAAAUCUACCACCUAUUACAACUAUUCGGAUGUAUUUUAUAAACAAUAUAUUUCAAUUUUUGUAUAAAACGGAAACUAAAAGCUAGAAUCGCUGACAGAAUCACAGAAUAUAACUAAUAAAUUUUGUAUUAGUUCUUCUACAAGCGAUUCAUGAUCGUUAUUAUCUCCCCAGUAUAUGAAUGUAUGAAAUAAAUAUAUAUAUUUAUAUAUACCGAAGCAUUGAAAUCGCUUUGAAAUAUCCAUAUAUUUGUAAAGUCACUUUUUCUUGCGAUAUGCAACGUGGACUCCAAUAGGCGGUAGUAUUUUUAUAGUAUCGUCUAUAAUAUUGUAACAAUAUCCUUCACUCUAACAUCAAUAUUCGUACUAGAAGCCGGAAGUGAAAGUAUGUACUUUUGCAUAUCAUUUUAACAAAAAAACGUAAAACAGAGAAACUAAAUCAAAGACCACGUGACAAAGAAAAGAACAUUUAUCUACCCAAUCGUUUACCUUAUGGACAAAUAUUUUCGAUGGAUUUACAAUUCGAGUGGAAAUCGCGUGACUGAUUUUCCGCUAAGAAAAUUCACUUAAAAUACCACCAACUAAAGCAGUUUGAUUUCUUCCCUAUCGAUUAAAAUAAAAUAACCUAUAUCUGUAAUCCCAUCGAAAACGACAGGAUCGAAGGGAUCAUUGCAACAUACCUGAGGAGAUUCGAUUGCCCUCGCGGCGACUUGUGCUGGAGGAAGAGGGCCAAAUGUGUGCAUAUUGUAUUUCAUUUAAUUGAUGACGAACGACGGUGGUAACAAAAAACCGACACAGAUGAAGAUGGAACCUACAAAUAUAUUUAUUAUAUAUUUUUUGUAUAGUUGUAUAAUCAGAGAGGUAGCGAAUGAACGUGGAAUGCAGUAUGCGAGUGAAUUGAAAUUAUAUGGGAUAAAUUAGGCUAACUAGUGAACAUUUUGUAAGAGUCCUCGUAAAGAGAAACAAAACAUCGGUUAGUGUUAAGCCACCAAACAGUGAAAAUAGAAAUGAUCAAAAUGCAUGUGAAAUAAUUAAAAA